CAGCAGCUCUCUCAACCAACACCAGCAAAGGCGCCUUCCGAGGUCCGCAUGCGCAGCCUUUGACGCCAUGGCAAGCUUAAGGACACCAUCACCAAGAAGCUUACUAUAUGUCUGCACGAGACAUCCGCCAGCGCCCGGACCGUUACUCGCACAGCCCUUCUCAACCUCGGCCCCCACAUUCCGCAACCCACCGGUCAUUUCCAAACGGAACAGAGUCAAAGCAGAGGCCAAAGCAGAGGCCAAAGCUGCGGCCCACAGAGGCCCUGGCACAAAAGAAGGCAGCAACAAGGAAGAUAUCAACCGCCGCCAGGGCUUCUACUCCUACAUUCCGCCGCCAUCCAACGACCCAUCUCCCCGCGCGAUCCGCACCCCAGCCCCAGACAGCGUCUCCCUCGUUGCCGCACAGAACAUCUUCGUCGCACACCCCCGACGCUUCCUCUACUCGGCGUCGCGCUUCCUCGAAAUCCCGCCCAACACCCACACGCCCGAGGUCUGCCUCCUCGGCCGCUCCAACGUCGGCAAGUCGACGCUGAUCAACGCGCUGGCCGGGCUCGAGGCCGCGGCGGCGGCGCGGGCCCACGGUCGCGGCGCACGUCUGCGCGGCCUGGCGCUCACGAGCAAGACCGCGGGGAGCACCACCACGAUCAAUGCGUAUGGCUUUGGGCUGCCGUCGACACAGCAGCGGCGCGAUGCGCUGGAGCGUGCUGCCGAGCAUGCGCAGGGGUUGAAGGAGGGUGGCUUGUCGAGGUCAGAGAGGAGAGGGUUGCCUAGGGAACAGCCGCCGCAGCAUAGGCUCAUAAUGGUGGAUAUGCCUGGGUAUGGGCUGGGGUCGGAGGUUUCAUGGGGGGUGGAGAUCAGGAAGUAUCUGGCGAGGAGGGAGAUGCUGAGGGGGGCGGUGCUGCUGAUUGAUGCCGUGUCGGGGGUCAAGGACUCGGAUCGGAUGGUGUUGGGUAUGUUGAGGGAUGCAGAGGUGAAGACAUCCGUCGUAUUGACCAAGACGGAUAAGUUGGGAAGGGAUCGCGCUAAGGUGGAGCAGCUGUGCUUGAGCGUGUGGGAGGAGCUGAGGAAGGCGGAGCAGGAGAGCCUGACGUGGCUUGAGGGCGCCCAGAACGGGUGGCAGAAUGAGAUCUAUGUGACGUCGGCGGGGAAUCCGGACAAUGACGGUUCCGGUGUCGGGGUAGUCGGGGCGAGGUGGGCAAUCUGCCAGAUGGCUGGGCUCGUGAAGGACGACAGGGUGCUGCAGCCCGCGCCGCCCUCGCCUGCAACCCAGAAGAUUGUGUCGUUUGACCAGAUCCAGUGGGCGUAUUCGUCGAGCGAGCCGAAGGCGGCGGACAGCCAAGGGGAACCGGGCAGCGCAGGGCGCCAAAGUCUGUUCUGAUAUGUGUAAGAAGACCUGUAAUUAAAGAUGAAAUAAUACCUUGUACAUCAUGGUGGACAAAUCAGUGGUCC
This is a messenger RNA of Chaetomium strumarium, 1449 nucleotides long. Its product is annotated as P-loop containing nucleoside triphosphate hydrolase protein. NCBI's taxonomy places the organism in Eukaryota, Fungi, Ascomycota, Sordariomycetes, Sordariales, Chaetomiaceae. The record is from RefSeq and is a predicted model, not a curated record. Gene Ontology annotation, cellular component: mitochondrion. Gene Ontology annotation, molecular function: GTP binding. The transcript has a single exon. The coding region runs from base 68 to 1378 and encodes 436 amino acids.